CUCCACCAGGCUUAGUGUGAGAAAUGUAAACAAAAACAUGUGAUGAACAAGAAAGUUCAAGCACUGUUAGAUUUUUAUGUUUGAUCCAGUACAAAAUAACGAAAAUAACAUUUAGAGCCUCACUCAUUUUUUACUCGAACUAGAUUACAAGAAUAACCAUGACCGAGUCGGUAGAUGAUUUAAGGUGCCAAAGGAGAAUUUGGCUAGGAGAGAAACGAUCAGAGAGCAAGAUGAAGAGGUUGAUGUCAGCGCGUAGUGUGCCAUACUCUGUCGCUGAAUGCUUUAAGGACGAUGUUAAUAUCGAGGAUUUCGUCAAAAUGCUAAAGGGAAAAGGUCCUACAGAAAUUGAAGUGAUGGUUAAACUCCAGCAAGCGUUUAUGCGCGAUCCACAGUACGCCGAGGCUUUCCUUGCUGUCAGUGGAGCUUACGCUGAACUUGUACGGAGUUUGUCAGGCUCUCGUCCUAUUCACGCGCUGCAUGCUUCGUUCUGCCUCUGCAAUCUCUCUGCUAAUCCAAGCAAAUUGAGCGCAAUGCACACAAAAAUUGUGGCCCCAUUUCUAAUGCUUCACCUCGAUGGAAUGAAUGAUGAAUUUCUGGACUCGUGUGCUUGGACUGUGGGAAAUUUGUCUUUAGUUGAUCAAGAGAGCUGGAAAAUUUUGCAUAGUCUAGGAUCUCUUCAAAAGCUGGCCAAUCUUGUUAACCAUCCAAAAGAGGGUGUCGUUAUGUCGACGGUUUAUUCAUUGACUCAUAUCGUUCUCAAAGCUCACAAGACGUUAAGUGAGAGUGAAUCAAGAUUGAUCGCGUCUGUGAUUAAUGCACAAACUGUUUUCGUCUGCGAUGCCUCAAGGCUUCUGUUCCAGCUGUCAACCACCAGUUACGUUGACACUGAACUCUCAUCUGAAGAUUUGGUGAGGGCAGUUGUAAAAAAGUGGCACGACCUAAUCAUGUACAGUGAUCUCAGUGAAGUGACCAAAAUCAGCGAAGUAACCUAUUUAGUGCGGUAUUUGGGAAAUGUUUCGUGCACAAACUCGCAAAGUGCUUUUCAUGUCAUCAGAGCUUUGACUGAAUCCAAAGUUGCGUUGGCUGCAGCUUUCAAAACUAAAUUUCCUCAUUUAAUUCACGAGCUUUGUUGGCUGCUGAAAAAUCUGCAGUGUCAUUCAGAUGAAGAAGUUAGGGUUUUGACCUCCAAAACUCUUGGGAUUGGACAGGGUUUUCAGUGAAUCUUUUUUUUUCUUUGAAGAUGGCUACCUUAAAAAUCUGCAAUGCGCCCUUUUGUUAUUAUAUUUGUAUGAAAUUUUUUGUAAAACUGUUUAGUGAUUCCAUACAAGUAGUCACAUAACAAGAUUAUGGUCAUUAAGGCUGCAUACGCCACCUCAUUGUAAAUUAAGUGUGCCAUUUGGGUUCAAAUUCGCUUGGUGCUUUGUAGGGAAUCUCCAGUAAAAGUAAUUUUAUAUUAUACCAGCAAAUAAAUAAACAGUCUUAAGAAAAACGUUGCACACUAUUUGAAAUGAUUUUCCCACAAAUUUAGUAUCCAUCUUAUCCAAAGCUGUAAAUCUCUCAUUUUAAAAUAUUUUUAAGUAUAUAUUAAGUAAUCCAAAUUUGGUACGACACUAAUUGAAAUUGUAUUUUAAAUAUUCUUCAGAUGUAAUUUUUGGUUUCAUCCAGGCUACGACACAUGUUAACUGUAGAAACAUAUUAGCAGUCAGUAAAGAAAUCAUAAAAUUUU
Messenger RNA from Cloeon dipterum, 1726 nucleotides. RefSeq lists its product as uncharacterized. Lineage: Eukaryota; Metazoa; Arthropoda; Insecta; Ephemeroptera; Baetidae. The record is from RefSeq and is a predicted model, not a curated record. Bases 159 to 1220 code for a protein of 353 amino acids. The transcript is spliced from 5 exons.